Messenger RNA from Gastrolobium bilobum, 536 nucleotides. RefSeq lists its product as uncharacterized. NCBI's taxonomy places the organism in Eukaryota, Viridiplantae, Streptophyta, Magnoliopsida, Fabales, Fabaceae. The record is from RefSeq and is a predicted model, not a curated record. The transcript has a single exon. The coding region runs from base 78 to 431 and encodes 117 amino acids.
UCAAUCAUCAUCUACACAAACUUGAGGAAACCUUGUUUUCAUUUUUUCUUUUUCUUUUUUGGAAAAGUGGGAUAAACAUGCUUGGUGUUAACCAUGUUAUGAUGAAGGGGAAAAGGCAGAGCAAAAGGAAGAAAAAGGAUAUCAAGGUUACUUAUAUUUCAAGCCCUGUGAAGGUUAAGACUAGUGCUUCUAACUUCAGAGCCACAGUGCAAGAACUCACUGGCCAAGACUCCAACGUUGCUGAAAUGUUUGUGGAAGCUAAUGAUACUGAUGGGGUUGUUCAUAAAGGUUCAACUCAUCAAUGGACUGAGGCCUAUUUGCCUGAGUCUACUUGGUUGAAACCUGAUUACAGUGAGUUGCAUUCGAGAUCCUUGAUGGAACAAUUAAACGGAGACCUUCAAUUUGAAUUGUUGAGCUAUGAUAUGUUGUAGAUUUACAUAUGUAUAACUAUGUAUGUAUGAGCUAGUUGUGGAUUGAAGGUGGAUUAUGAGUAUAUGUACAUUUUUAUGCAUAUAUAAAUAUGAAGUUUUGUAUGA